This is a messenger RNA of Cryptotermes secundus, 2135 nucleotides long. RefSeq names its product calcium uptake protein 1 homolog, mitochondrial (gene MICU1). Gene Ontology annotation, molecular function: calcium ion binding. The coding region runs from base 130 to 1659 and encodes 509 amino acids. Gene Ontology annotation, biological process: calcium import into the mitochondrion; mitochondrial calcium ion homeostasis. The transcript has 13 exons. Gene Ontology annotation, cellular component: uniplex complex. The record is from RefSeq and is a predicted model, not a curated record. NCBI's taxonomy places the organism in Eukaryota, Metazoa, Arthropoda, Insecta, Blattodea, Kalotermitidae.
UGAUCGAUUGCGUCCAGCGUGAAGAACGUGUGGAAGUGUGGACGUAAAAAGAUGUCUGAGAAGGUGUGUGAUUUAGAGCUUGUGAAAUGUUGAAGGAAUCUUUUUGUAGGAGGUUAAUUAAUCACUGAAAUGUACAGAAGACGUGCUUUAUCACAAGUGGUGCAAAUUAGGAAUGCGGCAUUGACAACGUGGAGAACAGUACCCCAGCUGCCAUCUUAUUUACAUGAUGAUGAACAGUGUCGACCCUACAACAAGCAGACGAGAAGGCAUUUUAAGAAUUUUGGCCACAAGCCAGAGCCAAUGCCCCUAUUUACAAAAUUGUGGUACAGUUUUGUUUUCCUUGGAUUCAUAGGACUGGCAAUGGAUUGGAAAGGUAUGAGGAAGAAAUUGUUUCCAAAAGUAGAUGCUGUCUCACAGUUGGCUGAUAAUGGUAAAGAUGCACAGCAAACAGGACAUGAAGUAGCGGCUGAGGAGAGUGCAUCCGGGGACGAUGUUGGAGAUGAUGGGAAAAAGAAAAAGAAGAAAGAGAAAGUUGGCUUCAGGGAUAGAAAGAUCAUGGAGUAUGAAAACCGUAUACGUCAAUACUCCACCCCUGACAAAGUGUUCCGGUACUUUGCUACUUUGCAAGUGGCACAUCCAAGUGGAGAGAGUCAUGAAGUUUUCAUGACUCCUGAUGAUUUCUUGAGGUCUAUGACACCUGGGAUAAAGCAACCUGAUGGUCUGGGGCUCGACCAGUACAAGAGAUAUGAUCCUAAGAAUCAUGAUGAGAAUGUCCACGUGAAGCUGGAGCUUGCCCUUGAUGAGGACAGCAUAUUCUAUAAACUUGGAAGUUCAGGCCUCAUCACAUUCUCUGAUUACAUCUUUCUCCUCACGGUCCUGUGCACCUCUCGACGUCAGUUUGAAAUAGCAUUUCGAAUGUUUGAUCUGAACGGAGACGGAGAUGUGGACUCGGAGGAAUUUGAGAAAGUGGCAACUUUAAUUCGACAACAGACAAGCAUUGGGAGUCGCCACAGAGAUCAUGCCAAUACUGGAAACACAUUCAAGGGUGUGAAUUCAGCACUGACAACGUACUUCUUCGGUCCUAAUAUGAAUCAGAAACUCACAAUUGAAAAGUUCCUUGAAUUUCAGCAUCAGCUUCAGAGAGAAAUUCUCAGUCUGGAAUUCCAAAGAAAAGGCCCAGAUGAAAAUGGAAAUAUCACUGAAGCAGACUUCACUGAAUUACUUCUAGCAUAUGCUGGCUAUCCACCAAAGAAGAAGGCUCGCAUGCUUAAAAGAGUCAAGAAGGUAUUCAAGGACAAUGCACAGGGAAUAAGUCGGGAUGACUACUUGAAGUUCUACCAUUUCUUAAAUAACAUUAAUGAUGUGGAUACGGCGUUGACAUUUUACCACGUAGCUGGUGCUUCCAUUGACCAAGCAACUCUGAAGCAUGUUGCAAAAACUGUUGCCCAUGUUGAGCUCGGUGACCAUGUGAUACAUGUGGUGUUCACGAUCUUUGAUGAAAAUCUUGAUGGCCAGCUUAGUAACCGAGAAUUUGUUGCUGUAAUGAAGAAUCGCCUUCUUAGAGGUCUGGAGAAACCAAAAGACACUGGUUUUGUAAAACUUAUUCAGUCUGUUCUGAAAUGUGCCAAAGAGACAAAACCUGCAUUAUUAGACAUCUAACAUGUUGUAUGAGUCCCCAGAUUUGAAAUCCUACAUUAUGGAAGUAAAUAUAACAGUAUAUGGGUAAAAGAGAGGCCAUUUUGCUAUUAAUCUGACUCUUAUUCAGAUAGCCUUAAGCAGCACAUACUGAGCAAUGUUAGAAAAGCAUUACUGUUAUGUUUUAUUAUUCGGAUAGUAAUUUGUUGAGGAUUAAUGAACAACAUAAUAUUUCAGAAUAAGAAUUAACGAAAUAUAUUAAUAGUGAACAGUUUAUAGGUAGUGUUUUCACAUACAGUGUUUCGGUUAUAUUCAUUUUCAAAGAAAAGCUGUUUGAUAAUACAUUCUUUAUACUAAAUACUUUCAUGUAGUCCUGUUUAUAUUGUUGCUCAUGGUUUGACUAUCAUAUCUAAUUAAUUUCAUGUACGCGGUAGUGUAGUUGGUUGCACUGUGCUACAAGCUGGAAGGUCGCAGGUUCAAGUCCCGGUGAGGUCACUGGA